Messenger RNA from Salvelinus namaycush (lake trout), 1943 nucleotides. RefSeq names its product cell surface glycoprotein 1-like. NCBI's taxonomy places the organism in Eukaryota, Metazoa, Chordata, Actinopteri, Salmoniformes, Salmonidae. The record is from RefSeq and is a predicted model, not a curated record. The transcript is spliced from 6 exons. Bases 114 to 1943 code for a protein of 609 amino acids.
GCAUUCUUUAUUGUGUUUUAAUAAAGGGUGUGUUUCUGCACAAACAGGCAGUGCUCAGCUCGCUUUAUACCCGGGUCUGUGAUUGUCCGCGGUGGAGGCAGAGCACAAAGGACAUGGAUGCUGAAGUCCACGCCGAGAGAAUCGACCAGACCGGAGAAAACAACACAGCAGAUAACAUAGUGGUCUGUACCAAGCCGCCAGCCUCAACCAUAGAACAGGGGGUCGACCCCCUACAGGACGUCCCGGGGAGGAACACUGAGGAAGAGGAGGAGAAGAGGAGGAGAGAUGAAGACGAGGAUCUAGAGUUCCCUCACGACUUUCUGCCCAGCACAGACCUCAGCCUUGAACUCCAGUGGGGGACUUCACUUGGAAGCUACCAGCCUUUGGAGCCUCUGGUGUCUCCUGUGGCAGAGUUCCAAACCCCCUCUAAAGAGACCCCUACACCACUGGGUCCGGCAGAGACCCCUACACCACUGGGUCCGGCAGAGACCCCUACACCACUGGGUCCGGCAGAGACCCCUACACCACUUGGUCCGGCAGAGACCCCUACACCACUGGGUCCGGCAGAGACCCCUACCCUACUGGGUCCGGCAGAGACCCCUACCCUACUGGGUCCGGCAGAGACCCCUACCCUACUGGGUCCGGCAGAGACCCCUACACCACUGGGUCCGGCAGAGACCCCUACCCUACUGGGUCAGGCAGAGACCCCUACACCACUUGGUCCGGCAGAGACCCCUACACCACUGGGUCCGGCAGAGACCCCUACCCUACUGGGUCCGGCAGAGACCCCUACACCACUGGGUCAGGCAGAGACCCCUACCCUACUGGGUCAGGCAGAGACCCCUAACUCACUGGGUCAGGCAGAGACCCAUACCCUACUGGGUCCGGCAGAGACCCCUAAUCUACUGGUUCCGGCAGAGACCCCUACACCACUGGGUCAGGCAGAGACCCCUACCCUACUGGGUCAAGCAGAGACCCCUACCUCACUGUGUCAGGCAGAGACCCCUACCCCAUUGGACCAGGCAGAAACCCCUACCCUACUGGGUCAGGCAGAGACCCCUACCUCACCCGGUCAGGCAGAGACCCCUACCCUAUUGGACCAGGCAGAAACCCCUACCUCACUGGGUCAGGCAGAGGAAACUACCCCAGUAAGACAGAAAGAGGAACAGGCAGAGGAGCAGCCAGCCCAGGAAAAAGAGACCCCAGGACAGACAACUACCCUAAGACAGGGCAGCAGGUCCUCCCUGACAGAGGCUGAGCAGACUGAGGAGAGGAGUAAGGCUCCUUCUUUCACCUCCUCCCCACCACCUCCCCCUGUCACCUCCUCCCCACCACCUCCCCCUGUCACCUCCUCCCCACCACCUCCCCCUGCCACCUCCUCCCCACCUCCUCCCCCUGUCACCUCCUCCCCACGACCUCCCCCUGUCACCUCCUCCCCACCUCCUCCCCCUUCUUCCAGUACCCUCCUGCCCUCCCUACCUACCUUCAGGAAGAUUUUCCCACCCCUCCUCCAACUCCGCAAGAGAGGCCGCCCCCAGAGCUCCAGUCGACUGAGCCCGACAGACCACUUCCUGCAUCCCCCCAGGCUCCAGCAGAAGCCCCAGAAACUCCGGCUUCUUCCCCACCUGCAUCCCCCCAGGCUCCAGCAGAAGCCCCAGAAACUCCGGCUUCUUCCCCACCUGCAGCCCAGGCUUCUUCCCCACCUGCAGCCCUUGCAGCAGCCCCGGCUGUCCCGCCUCUACCUGUACCUCCACCCUCUGAGAGUCGGGACACCACAUUCACCACCACCACAUUCUCUGAACCCUCGGCAGAAGUCUCAGCAGAACCCUCAGCCUUCCCACCUCAACCUCCACCCCGUGAAGAGGACACCACCUCCACCCCUGCAUCCUGUGACCCCUGUGACCCUACACCCAGGGCACUCUAACCACAAGACCAUUGAGUAA